AAUGUUGAGGAGAAAUCCGAAGAGCGUAAAGCCAAAUUAAACAUCAGUCGUCGUCAUGGACGCCUUGGUACGCCUAAAUACUAACCUGAAGAGCAUGGAGACGGAGCUGCAGUGCCCGGUCUGCAAGGGCAUGGUGAAGCAGCCGGUGGUGCUGCCCUGCCUGCACAGCGUGUGCCUGCUGUGUGCCUCCGAGGUGCUGGUGCAGAGCGGCUACCCCCAGCCCGAGCUGCCCCCCGAGCCCAACUCCCCCGCCUCCACCCCCAACACCCGCUCCCCGCGCCAGGCACGCCGGCCCCUGCCCAAGGCAGAGCGCCCACUCAGGCCAGGUUUUGGCACGUACCCAGGUCGUCGGCGUAAGGAGGGCCCCCCACUGAUGAUGCUGUUCCCCUGCGUGCCCUGCGGGCGUGACGUGGAGCUGGGGGAGAAGGGACUCGCCGACUGCAUGAGGAACCUCACCCUCGAACGCAUCGUGGAGAGGUACAGGCACACGGUGAGCCUGGGCAGCACUGCGGUCAUGUGUCAGUUCUGCAAGCCUCCUCAGCCCCUGGAGGCCACCAAGGGCUGUGCCGACUGCAGGUCCAACUUCUGCAACGAGUGCUUCAAGCUGUACCACCCCUGGGGCACGCCCCGUGCCCAGCAUGAACACGUCCUGCCCACGCACAACUUCAGACCCAAGGUGUUGUCAUGUCUUGAGCAUGACCAGGAGAAGCUGCAGUUCUACUGCAAGUCGUGCCAGAAGCUGCUCUGCUCCCUGUGCAAGCUGCGCCGCGUCCACAACGGACACAAGAUGAUCCCCAUGACACAGGCCUACCAGACACUCAAGGACAAGAUCACCAAGGAGAUGAACUUCGUAUUGUCCAAUCAGGACACCGUGCUGUCUCAGAUCACCCAGCUGGAGAACGCCAUCACACAGACAGAGGUAAACAGUGUAUCUGCGCGGGAGCUCCUGGCCCACUGCGUGCGCGACCUGAUGGCCAUCAUAGCGGAGCGUCAGGCGGGGCUGGCCCAGGCGCUGGAGUCCUCGCGGCAGAGGCGGGGCGAGGCCCUGUCCAAUCAGGUGGCGGAGAGGCGGAGCCUGCUGGAGCACGCCGGCAUGAUGGCCUUCGCCGGAGAGCUGCUGAAGGAGAGCGACCCCUCCUGCUUCGUACACGCCGCACGCCACACACACAACAGGCUGGCCCAGGCGAUUGAGUCGCUGCAGUGUUUCUCUCUGGCUGCUGACCCGUCCUUCCGUCACUUCCAGCUGGACGUGUCUCGCGAGCUCAAGCUGCUCUCCGAGCUGGACUUCAUCCAGGCCCCUCUGGCGCCUGUGAUCGACACCCAGCGCACCCUGGCCUACGACCAGCUCUUCCUGUGCUGGCGGCUGCCGCAGGAGUCCUGCCCCGCCUGGCACUUCUCCGUCGAGUACCGCCGCCGCGGGGUGGUGCCGGGAGGCGGGGUCAGAGGAGGCGGGGUGCGCGGCGGAUUGGCUGCCGCUCGCUGGGGCUGGCAGCGAUUGGAGGAGGUGAGCAGCAGCAGUGCGGUGAUUGAUAGGCUGGAGAUGGACAGCGUGUACGUGCUGCGGGUCCGAGGCUGCAACAAGGCCGGCUACGGGGACUACAGCGAGGAGGUGUACCUACACACGCCCCCGGCUCCGGUCCUAAACUUCUACCUGGACUCCCGUUGGGGUCUCCAUGCCGACCGGCUGGUGGUGAGUAAGGAGCAGCGGUGUGCGCGGAGCAUCCCAGGUCUCUCUCUGCUGCAGGCGGCCGACCGCGCCCUCACUUCCUGUCACCUGACGGCCGACCUGCUGGUGGGGGACGUGGCCAUCACUCAGGGCCGCCACUACUGGGCAUGCUCCGUGGAGCCGGGAUCUUACCUGGUCAAGGUUGGAGUGGGCUUGGAGUCCAAACUGCAGGAGUGGUUUCACCUUCCCCAGGAGAUGGCAAGUCCACGCUAUGACCCGGACAGCGGGCACGACAGCGGGGGCGAGGAUGCCCUGGACUGCCCCCCUCCCUUCACCUUCCUCACCAUGGGCAUGGGCAAGAUCUACCUGCCGCCCAACCACCACAACCACCAUCACCACGCCAACGGCCGCGACGCCAGCCUCUCCAGUACCAACGGGCCCACCUCGCCGACCGGCGCCACCUACCCCCUCCCGCCCCGCCUGGGCGUGUGUCUGGACUUCGAGAAGGGCCGCGUCACCUUCUACGAUGCCCACUCGCUCCGGCCGCUGUGGGAAGGGAUCGUGGACUGCUCGGCCCCCGUGUGUCCUGCCUUCUGCUUCAUCGGGGGCGGGGCUCUGCAGCUGCAAGAGCUGGUAGCCAAUCGCAAUGCGGAUCAGACCCCGGUCAGGCGGGUCACCAUCCAAUCACGCGUGACGAAGAUGAAUAAGUGAUGAGUUUUUUUUUGGUUGUUGUUUGUUUGUUGUAUUGGGCUGAAAUAUUUUUGCUGUCGCCUAUCUACCUACUAAAUCCUUCGUUACGACAAGGGGAAACUUCCUAGCCUUAGUGCUUUUGGUUUUAUAGUUCCUUUCCUAGGAUUUUGUUUUUAAUCCUAACAAAUAUGCAUAAUUAUGCAACUAACUCUUUCUUACUCUGUUCUUAUGUUUAAGUUGGCUUGGUGAAUAUUGCCAUUUGGCUUCAAUAGAGCUGUCGCUGAGAAAAAAAGGCACCUUUGUAUGUAGAGUGUCACAAAGAUUG
This is a messenger RNA of Engraulis encrasicolus (European anchovy), 2681 nucleotides long. RefSeq names its product tripartite motif containing 46b (gene trim46b). Gene Ontology annotation, cellular component: main axon. The transcript has 12 exons. The record is from RefSeq and is a predicted model, not a curated record. Gene Ontology annotation, molecular function: protein binding; zinc ion binding. Lineage: Eukaryota; Metazoa; Chordata; Actinopteri; Clupeiformes; Engraulidae. The coding region runs from base 56 to 2377 and encodes 773 amino acids. Gene Ontology annotation, biological process: axonogenesis; neuron migration; microtubule bundle formation.